ACUACGACAGCCGUUGGUUUCGCACGUUCUUCGCCCUGGUUACACCGUUGACCGCCACGUUCGCUCCUCGGGUGGCAGGUGAAGUCCACGAAGGACUCACCUGUACAGCUACAAUUUAAGAGUUAAAGAAAGAGGAGGCGGUGAAGCAGACUCACUACUGAGACAGCAGAGAUGGCUCAGGUCUUCAAUCACGGGAAGCUGCUGCUGCAGCGCCUGCACCAGCAGCGGGAGAUGGACUUCCUGUGCGACAUAACCAUCAUGGUGCGAGACGUGGAGUUCAGAGCCCACCGCAACAUCCUGGCCGCGUUCAGCAAGUACUUUUCCACCCAGGCCGAAAAGGGCCAAGACGUCACGACGCUGGACCCCGAUAAGGUCAGCCGCUACGCUCUGGAGAAGCUGCUGGAAUUUAUCUACACGGGUCAGAUGAACCUCAGCAGCACCAGACAAGCAGCUGUGCGUCAAGCCGCCGUGUUCUUGGGAAUAUCCGAGGCCACGAAGUAUCUGGUGGAAACGCCCCACUGGUCCGAGACGUCGCAGUCAGAGAUGGAUAAAGAAGCCGGUCUCUCUCCUCCCAGCCCGACCUCGCCCGGCAGCCCCUGCUCACCGGUUCCCCUCGCCAUGAUCGCCCUUGCCGGGGAGAGUCAGGAGGAGGGUGGGGCGGCUGGCGGGGAGGCCGGAGGGGAGGCCGGCGGGGAGCAGGGCGAGGAGGCCAGCUAUAUGGAUAUCGAAGAGGCGGAGAAGAGCGACACGGAAUACACCCCUGUUGCACCGAAGAGUACCGGAAGAGGAACGGGACGGAAGAGAGGCCGGCCGAAGAGGAGCGAGAAGGUGGAGCCGAGCAGCUCCGCUGAGGGCACAACGAAAACCCCGGCUUACAGGGCGAGGGGGCGGGGCCGGGGGAGAGGCAGAGGGAGAGGCCGGGGGAGAGGGAGAGGGAGGGGGAGGGGGAGAGGCGUCGUCAAGAACGAGGAUCUGUUUUUGGAAGAUUCUGACGGGAGCGUGAAGGAUUUCGACGACUUCUCGGAAGACUGGAGCCCCUCGCAGGAGGACGACGGCGAGUCCCUGGCGAAGAAGCCCCGGCUGAGCAGCGAGGAAGGGCGGAGGGGGCGGGGACGCGGUAGGGGGCGGGGCAGAGGGAGAGGCAGAGGGCGGGGCCGGAGGAAGAUCGUGGAGGAGGGAGACGAAGGGGAGAGCGGCGGGGUGGGGAUGGACGACAUCAUCAGAGAGGAAGACGACGAGGAGGAGGAAGAGGAUGAUGACGACGUGGAGGAAGGGGAGGUCGGGGAACAGGAUCCGUCGGAGGUGGACGAGCUGUCGCUGUCGUGCACCGAGUGCAACAAGAUGUUCAAAGACGUGAGCAGCCUGCGGCGGCACGAGAAGAUCCACAAGGGCCUGAAGCCGUUCGUCUGCAUCUUCUGCUCCAAAAACUUCCGGCAGGCCACCCAGCUGAAGACGCACCUGCGCAUUCACACAGGCGAGAAGCCGUUCAACUGCUCCAGCUGUGACAAGUGUUUCGCUCAGAAGUGUCAGCUGGUCGCUCACCGCCGGAUGCACCACGGCGAGGAGAAGCCGUACACCUGCGAGCGCUGCGGCUUCAAGUUCGCCACCUCGUCCAACUACAAAAUACACAUCAGACUGCACAGCGGGGAGAAACCGUACGUCUGUGACAUCUGCGGCCAGGCGUUCGCUCAGUCCAGCACGCUGACGUAUCACAAGCGGCGGCACACGGGAGAGAAACCGUACCAGUGCGACCUGUGCGGCAUGUCGUUCUCCGUCUCCUCGUCUCUCAUCGCGCACGCCCGGAAGCACACGGGCGAGACUCCGUACAAAUGUUCGCAGUGUGACGGAAGUUUUGUGACGUCUUCGGAACUGAAGAAACACAUGAGGCGGCUUCACCCAGAGGGGAACACCGGAGUGCAGUGUCUGCUGUGUGGAAACCGCUUCGCCAGCGUGAAGAACAUGAUCAAACACCAGGAGAAGGCUCACGCUGAUGAAGUGCGGCAACACAAGGAGAGAGCCAGAGCAGUCGUCCUCCUGUCUUCCAGUCAUCCCGUGGCCUUCGUCCAGAGCAAACUCACCCAGGAGAACAGAGGCAUGGCUUCCAUCCCGGAAGCCGGCGAGCCGGCGAACCCCGAGCCGACCACCCCGGACCCCAAAGCCCCGCCGGCGUCCGCCUCUGGCGACGCCCCCUCCGCCGCCCCCUCCGCCGCCAUCGUUCAGGACUUCAAGCCGGAGCCCACUCACACCGCCAUCACCGCCGACGCCGACCAGGUGACCUUCGAACCCGACCAGGAGGAGCAGACCAUCAACUCGGACACGCUCCACGCUCUGGUGGAGCAGCUGCGGCCGCCGCCGUCUCCGGCCCAGAGCCUGGAGCAGAUCGUCAUCAUCCGGACGGUGGACAACGGCGAGCACAACCCCCCUCAGCAGUGAGUCGCGGGCGCUCGGAGGCGUCGACGGACGGUCGGAGAAUUCAGCUUCAUCGCAAGUUCAUACUUUUCACUGUUGUUGUUAUUGUUGUUUUGUUUUUUUUUCCGUAAUAAUGACGCUUCGCUCGCCGCGUCGAUGGACGUAAAAAAAAAAAAAAAAACUCCGGGUUCGACACACGACGGCGAAACGGGGGAAAUUAUCCACCAAAUUUCUCCGGCGUAAACGUCCCGUCAUCGACUUCCUGUUUUCGACUUCGGCCCAUCGCAGCGGAGGGAUGCAUCCCGACAUUUCAGGUGCACUCACUUUUAUAUUCGCCUCCAAAAGAAAAGUGAGUAUUUUGUUGUUGUUGUUGAAUGGUGGGAAGUACGAAAAAAAAACAGGACUUUUGAGUUGUACACACACAUUUAGCUCCUGGUCCCUUUAGAGUACUUUUUAAAUGUCCCGGGGACUAUCGGGUUGGAGUCUUCUCUCUCUCAUCGACAGUAUUUAGACAUUUUGUAAUCGCUUCAUCGCGCCGCGGCUGAUCCGGAGGAGACGACAGAGUCUGAGAGAUUCUGAACGUUUCAGCUCGUUUGUGUCGAGACAUUUGUUUGUUUUGUUUUGUUUGUUUUGGUCCCCCCCCCCCCCACACUAAUAGAAUCAGAAACAUUAACACUGCUUUUAGUCUUCAGCGGAUACGAGAAUAAAAGUCUUCGCCGGUCGCUUUUGAGCGAGUUUAUUUUUGCAUCUUCUGAACACCAAAUGCAGCUUUAAAUUAAAUAAAUGUGUAAAACUUCUCUUCCCCCCCCCCCCC
This is a messenger RNA of Cyclopterus lumpus (lumpfish), 3223 nucleotides long. RefSeq names its product myoneurin (gene mynn). The coding region runs from base 172 to 2433 and encodes 753 amino acids. Gene Ontology annotation, biological process: regulation of transcription by RNA polymerase II. The transcript has 9 exons. The record is from RefSeq and is a predicted model, not a curated record. NCBI's taxonomy places the organism in Eukaryota, Metazoa, Chordata, Actinopteri, Perciformes, Cyclopteridae. Gene Ontology annotation, molecular function: RNA polymerase II cis-regulatory region sequence-specific DNA binding; protein binding; DNA-binding transcription activator activity, RNA polymerase II-specific. Gene Ontology annotation, cellular component: nucleus.